AUGGCUUCAGGCAUAACUAAACUGGUUGUUGGACAUCCCUUCGAUACUGUCAAAAUUCGUAUGCAAACAACAAGUAAAUCAGACGGCCGAUUUAAUGGACCAUUGGAUUGUUUCUUAAAAACUGUCAGAAAUGAAGGAAUAAGAGGUGUCUAUAAAGGAGCUACUCCGCCUCUUGUUGGUUUGUUGCCUACCAUGUUAUUUCGUAGUUGGUUCUUUGUUUUCUGGAGUUCAUACGAAGUAUUUUCGCGCGAAUUGAAAAAAAAGAACCUAAGUGACGGAACAGUGUCAUUUAUUGCUGGUGGUCUAAGUGCUACUGCAUUUUGGAUUGGCGCUUUUCCUUCAGACGUGGUGAAAAACCGCUACAUGACACAACCUGAUGUGCAUCCCAAGAAGUUCCCUACACCCUCAGCAGUGGCUCGCUAUUUAUACCGAACAGAAGGAUUAGCUGGUUUUUAUAGAGGCUUUUUGCCUUCAUUUUUGCGCGCAUUCCCUACUAAUGCUUCUGCUGUCUUUAUACUUUUAUUUGCUGUUCCUAAAAAAGGCCGUCUAUAUGAACAAUGUAUGCAGCUUUUAACAGGCUCGGAUAUCCACUUCAAUCGUCGUUCACGUCAAGAUAUUGCCCUCAGUACCAACUUGCCUAUUGCUCUCAUCUUUUUGCCUGCUGCUGAUAUCCCUAAAUAUGUUGCUGAAGGUAAUGUUGACUUGGGUAUCUCUGGUCAAGACAUGAUUGUCGAAAACGAGGUAGAGGAUAAAGUAACAGAGAUUAUGGAACUCGGUUUUGGUAAAUGUCGUUUGUGUGUUCAAGUGCCUGUCAAGGGUCCUUUUACCAACAUUGAGGAAUUGGCUGGUAAGCGUAUUGUGACCAGUUUUGAUGCUUUUGCCAGAAAGGUAUUUGAACCCAUUGAUGAAGCCAAGGGUACCAAGACAAUCAUUAACUAUGUCUCUGGAUCCGUUGAAGCUGCUUGUGCUCUAGGUCUAGCUGACGGUAUCAUUGAUCUUGUAGAAUCUGGUGAAACAAUGCGUGCAGCUGGUCUUCACGACAUUCAUACUUUGUUAGACACUCAAUCUGUCUUGAUGAGUAACAAGAACUCACAGUAUCAGGAUUUGAUCGAUAAGAUUACAUCACGUAUCCGUGGUGUCAUCACUGCCAACAAAUAUGUCUUGUGUACCUACAACGUUGAACGCGACAAUUUGGCUCGCGCUGUUCAAAUCACACCUGGUCGUCAAGGCCCCACUGUCUCUUCCUUGGACUCUCACGAAGGUUGGGUCGCUGUCUCUGCCAUGAUUGAAAAGAAGAGUAAGGGUGAAGUUAUGGAUCGCUUGUCUGAAGUAGGUGCCACUGACAUCUUGGUCAUGGCAUUUACAAACUGCAGAGUCUAA
This is a messenger RNA of Gilbertella persicaria, 1380 nucleotides long. RefSeq lists its product as uncharacterized. The transcript is spliced from 7 exons. Bases 1 to 1380 code for a protein of 459 amino acids. The record is from RefSeq and is a predicted model, not a curated record. Gene Ontology annotation, biological process: L-histidine biosynthetic process. Lineage: Eukaryota; Fungi; Mucoromycota; Mucoromycetes; Mucorales; Choanephoraceae. Gene Ontology annotation, cellular component: cytoplasm. Gene Ontology annotation, molecular function: magnesium ion binding; ATP phosphoribosyltransferase activity.